Molecule: messenger RNA, 1974 nt
Organism: Linum trigynum
Lineage: Eukaryota; Viridiplantae; Streptophyta; Magnoliopsida; Malpighiales; Linaceae
Source: the annotation of a GenBank genome assembly
AUGGCUUAUAGGGUUGUUGCUGACCACAUUAGGACUCUCUCUUUCGCCAUUGCUGAUGGUUCUUGUCCAGGUAAUGAAGGGCGUGAGUAUGUUCUUAGGCGCAUUCUUCGCCGUGCUGUUCGUUAUGGACGCGAGAAGCUAAAAGCCCGAGAAGGCUUUUUUAACGGGCUUGUAAGUGUUGUUGUAAAAGUGAUGGGUGAUGUUUUCCAAGAGCUAAAACAGAAGGAACAGCACAUCAGGGAAAUAAUCACAGCAGAGGAAGCAAGUUUUGGGAAUACAUUGCUUAAGGGAAUUGAGAGAUUCAAAAAGGACGCUAAGGAGGUUGAGGAUGCGCAGGGAAAAGUAAUCAGCGGACAGAAAGCAUUUGCUUUGUGGGAUACUUAUGGCUUCCCAAUAGAUUUGACUCAGUUGAUGGCAGAAGAAAGGAAACUGGAAGUUGAUGUUGAAGGUUACUAUAAAGCCAUGGAUGAAGCAAAAAAAAGAUCAAGAAGUGCCAAAACUAAGCAAGCUGGUGGUGCUGUUGUCCUGGAUGCUGAUGCUACAUCUGCAUUGCACAAGAUGGGUGUUUCUACGACGGAUGAUUCCUACAAAUAUAUUUGGUUCCAGGAUCAUGGAACUUCCAUUAAAGCGAUCUACACAGGUUCUGAGUUCUCGGAAAGUGCCUCUCUUGGCGACGAAGUUGGCAUAGUUCUUCAAUCUACUAGCUUCUAUGCUGAACAAGGUGGCCAGAUUUUUGACACCGGAUUACUUGAGGGCUCAUUUGGUUCCUUUGAAGUUUGCAAUGUCCAAGUAUUUGGAGGGUUCAUCCUUCAUAUUGGUUCCCUUACUGGAAGCAGAGGAAAAUUCUGUGUCGGUGACGAGGUUAUCUGUAAGGUUGAUUACGAGAGACGCAAACUCAUCGCGCCCAACCAUACUUGCACGCACAUGUUGAACUUUGCUCUUAGAGAGGUCCUUGGUGAUCACAUUAACCAAAAGGGCUCCAUUGUCCUCCCUGAAAAGUUAAGAUUUGACUUCCGUCAUGGGAAACCUGUGGAUCCCGAGGAUUUAACAGAGAUUGAGAAAAUUGUGAAUGAACAAAUUAAGGCAGAGUUAGAUGUAUACGCAAAGCAAGUGAGCCUGGCUGAUGCUAAGCGGAUCAAUGGUCUGCGAGCUAUUGUCGGGGAAGUGUAUCCUGACCCUGUUAGAGUGGUUGCAAUUGGUCGUAACGUUGAGGAACUUGUGGCUAACCCGGAUAACAAUGAAUGGCUGUCACUUUCAACAGAACUCUGUGGAGGAACACAUAUUACAAACACAAAGGAAGCUAAAAAAUUUGCUAUCCUCUCCGAGAGUGCUGUUUCAAAAGGGAUUAGACGGAUAACUGCGGUUACAGCCGACAGUGCUCGUCAAGCGUUUGACUUGGCAAAGAAGUUUGAGCAAGAAUUUGAGGAAGCAUCCGAAGAAGAUGGCAGUGCACUGGAAGAGAAAUUCGCAUCUCUGAAUAGUCGUCUGGGACCGGCAGCUAUCCCAGCAGCCAAGAAACAUGAUCUUUUGUCCAGGCUACAGGCACUUCAGAACCGAGUUAACAGUCUACAGAAGACGAAUUACCGCAAGGCAGUGCAGGUUGCAACCGAGACUGCUGAAACUGCUACAUCGCAAGGCAAAUCAUUCUGCAUCGCGAGAGUCGAUCUGGGUUUCGCUGCAACUCCAGUUCGCAAUGUCGUAUUAAAAGUCCUGAAACAGAAGGGGAUCUCCAUCAUGGUUAUCAGCACUGAUGAAACCACAAACAAAGCAGUGGUGUGUGCUGGAGUGCCGGAUAAGUCGAACAAGGUGAAGCAGUUGGAGGUUUCUGAAUGGCUGAGCAGUGCUUUGGGGCCUCUGAAAGGAAAAGGGGGCAGAGGAAAAGGCGGUGUUGCCACUGGACAGGGGAACGAUGCGUCGAAGGUGGAUGAAGCCAUUGAUGUGGCGUCGAAGUUUGCCGAGCUGAAGUUGCGAUGA